AUGUCAGGGGACGGCAUACGAAGAAGGACACUGGCUCGUUUCAGUGCCGCCGAUAAUGGGUCACAGGAGACCCAUUCCGGCGCAAACUCAAAUAAUACCACGAAAAGAGAAAGUCAAACAUCACCAUUACCAUCUUCCAAGAGGCGAAAAGUCGAUAUCAGGUCGAAAGAAGAUCGAUUAGCCGCCGUUUUGAGUGAGUUCACGGAGGCGGUCAAUGAGCUAUAUCAACUUUGCGACUACCGAAGUAUAGUGAGCUGGCGACCAAGUGAGUUUUCCAAGUCAUGCACAAAGGGUGUGCCGGAGUCGUUUACAAAGUUUUGUGACGAUGGCGAUUACAAGAUGAAAUGGGAUGCAGAGAUAGAAAACGACGAGGAGCUCAAAGUUCUACCGUUUCGAUUCCAGAAGAAAAGACUACAAGAGAGAGAUGACAGACUAAAUGAACUUUAUCCGUUCCGGACUGUUGUCCUAGAAAAGCACGCCCAAAUAGAGAUGGAGCGGUUUACCAAACAGCCUGAUUUGAAAACUGCAGCCAGUAAUAAACCACCAAAGCAAACCAAGCUAGAGACCAAAACGGCGCCCUCGAUCCCAACUAAAAGCCGACAGCGACAAACCCAAACUGAAUCAAAGACACAGACACAAACACAAACACAAACACAGGCGCAACCCGAGACAAAGACCCAGACCCAGACUCAGACCCUGAGUCAAACCAAGAGCAAGACCAAGAAGCAAAUAAAUAAACAACCCGACAUCAAGAGGCCACUGGAAGAUCUGGCUGAGAUUUCCGAAAACGAAGACAAACUUGAAAAUUCUGAAGACGACGAAAUCGAGCUCAUCAAUGAACCCAAAAGUCGUACCCGGUUGAACAAAAGAGUGAAACUGGUCACAACAAGUAUACCUGGUCUUUUGAUUACACACCCAUCGCACGUGCCCGGGUGGCAGCCACAGCCUUCUGAACUGAUGGAAGUUGAACCUUCACGGAGCCAGCCGGAGCCGCAAAUCAAACCAUUUGAACCUCAGUGUAUUCGAAUAAAAAUGGAACAGGGGAAACAAGUGGAAAUAGCUCCGGAGCUAAGCAACAAGCUUCGAUUGUUCUUGGAAGAGCGCUACAGGACGCCAAUCAUUGACGAGGCUAAUGCUCUCGACUACAACUAUACAAAGCCAGAAUUUGAUGACAUCAAUCAACAGCAACAGCAGAUGUUUCGGGACAUAUACAACAAGAUAAACCGCGACAACACGUUGGAGUUUAUCAACAACAAGGUGGAAAGAAGAAAAAUCUUGUUACCUCCAACAUCAACUGUCAAACUCAGUGACCCCUUUCGAGACACCACGUCGAUUACUCCCAAAUUGCAAGGAACUAGUAACAACUUGACACACCAGGACCAUCUUCUUGCACAAGCAGUAUCCUUUUCUCGAAUCCACAAUCAGAUGAGAAGACAACACAUCAAUCGAUCGAGAAAGGUUGCAUUGAUGGUUGAACAGCAUUUUAAAAAGAAAAAGGGAGAAAAGGACAGAAUCAAUAGGGAAAGAGAUAUGAAUUUGAGGAAAUUGAGUAGAGCGGUUAUGCAAGCAAUUAAGAAAAGGUGGGCCGAGGCGUUUAAGGUUUACCAGAUUAUCCAAAACGAAAAAAUCGAGGAAAUGAAGCAGUUGAAAGGGCGGGAACACUUGAGCCAAAUGUUGGAGCAUUCGACCCAGCUUCUCGAAGCGCAAUGGACGUCAUCUAAAGAAGACGAGACUGAGAACGACACUUUUCAUGAACAUGAACUUGAGGGCGAUGACUCGGAUCAAUUUUCAACUACAUCGGAGGAAGAAGAGGAUGAUGAAGAAGAGGAAAAAGAAUUUGCAACAGGGCAACCUUCAAAUGGAUCCAACCGGCUGAAACAUGCUGGUGCAGACAAGAAUGAUAUUAAUUUAUCGAUUGAAGAGUUGAAAAAGAAAUAUGCCGACUUGGGAAGUCCCGCAGAACUUACCACGAUGAACAAUGGAAAGGCUCAUGAGCAUGAUCAGGAAGUAGAAAGUGAAGAAAUAAGUGGUGUUAGUAGUCACGAUGACCAAACUCCGAAUGCCAAAAAAGGCACAAUCUCACCUGCUGAAAACGAGUCUGUUGAACCUAUUGUAUCCAAUGGUCAAGCAAAGGAACUAGAGGAGGAGCAACAAAAGUCAGCACAAAGGAUCGACUUUGAUGAACAUCUCGAAGGGUCGCUUUUGGGUUCUGAUCAAAGCAGUUCUAUGACUGGAUCUAGCUCAGACGAGGAUGAUGAUGACGACGAAGAUGAAGAUGAAAAUGAGAAUGAGAAUGAGAAUGAGAAUGAGAAUGAGGAGCUGGAUGACCAGAACGGCUCAGAUGACGACGGAACUCGUGACGACAAUUCGAGUACCAUCAACAUGGGCGGCGGUUUAGCCAGCUUGUUUGCGGACAACAUGGAUGACUCUGAAAGUGACCAAGAUGUUGAAAUGGAAAGCUCCGAUUCUGGUUCCGGUGCUGAUAGUGACGACGAGUCCAUCUUUUCCGGCGAAGAAAAAGUAUUUACAAACGGGCAGGUGCGUAAAAACAACCAUGAAGCGGACAAUUUGGAACCUGCAGUCGAGCAUCAGGACGAGGAAACUCCCGACACUAGAUCGGAUGAGGAGGAGGCGGUUGAGAUGGUCAAUGGAUCCAAGGUGCGGGAUGUUCCCGUGCCAGAACUCUUAAGAGGCACGUUGAGACCGUACCAAAAGCAAGGUCUCAACUGGUUAGCAAGCCUUUACAAUAACAGCACCAAUGGGAUAUUGGCGGAUGAAAUGGGGUUGGGGAAAACCAUUCAAACUAUAUCUUUACUUUCGUACUUGGCAUGUGAGCACCAUAUAUGGGGACCUCAUUUGAUUGUGGUGCCGACAUCUGUCAUGUUGAACUGGGAUAUGGAAUUCAAAAAAUUUGCGCCUGGACUCAAGGUUUUGACUUAUUACGGAUCGCCUCAGCAAAGAGCGCAAAAGAGGAAAGGCUGGUUCAAGCCCGAUGCCUUCCACGUUUGCAUCACCUCGUACCAACUCGUGGUGCAAGAUCAACAGGCUUUCAAGAGGAGACAGUGGCGUUAUAUGAUUCUCGAUGAGGCUCACAAUAUAAAAAACUUUAGAUCAACAAGAUGGAGAGCAUUGCUCAACUUCAACACCGAAAACAGGUUGCUCCUCACGGGUACACCGUUGCAGAACAAUUUGAUGGAGUUGUGGUCCUUGCUUUAUUUCUUGAUGCCCUCGUCCAAAGCAAAUAUGUCGAUGCCUGAGGGUUUUACGAAUUUGGAAGAUUUCCAGCAAUGGUUCGGAAAGCCAGUUGACAAAAUUUUGGAGCAAGCAAGUUUGGCGUCUGGCUCCAACAUUGUGGAUGACAAUGAAAAGACCACUCAGGUAAUGGACGAAGAAACGAGAAACACGGUGGCGAGACUACACCAGGUGUUGAGACCCUACAUUUUGCGGAGAUUGAAGAAGGACGUGGAGAAGCAAAUGCCGGGCAAAUACGAGCACAUUGUUUAUUGCCGAUUGUCGAAAAGACAGCGGUACUUGUAUGAUGAUUUCAUGUCACGCGCCAAGACCAAGGAGACGUUGGCCUCGGGUAAUUUUUUGUCAAUCAUCAACUGCUUAAUGCAGUUGAGGAAAGUUUGUAACCAUCCGGACCUAUUUGAAGUGAGGCCCAUUGUCACAUCAUUUGCAAUGCCCCGAGCGGUCUCGCUGCAGUACCAGUUGAUUGGUGAUGUAGUUCAAAACUUAACCAAAAGUGGAGGAAAUGGCCAAGUGGAUCGCAGUGUUUUGAAUUUGGAUUUGACAGCUAACGAGCAUCUCAAUUAUUUUGUUUGUGAGUCCACAAAGAGACUAGUGUCUCUGGAACAGAUGAGGAAGCAAGUGCGAGGGUUUGACACUCUCCUUGGCGAAAACAACGACGAUCAGCAACAUCACCACCACCACCACCACCACCACCAAGUGGAGACUAAUGAUUACUUGCAGUAUUAUCGACUUUUGAAACGAGAGCAGCAAAAUGAAGUUAAGGAAAAGCUACAGCACGCGUCGUAUCUCAAUGAUUUGCGAUGCAGCAAAAGGCCAAUAUACGGGGAAGCUUUGUUAAAGAGGCUCAAUAUAAGGAGAAAUAAAAAAUUGCAUCUGGGUUUAGACUUGGGUUUAUUUGAAGAGCUUUGCAUCUCAGUCUCGAAACGAGCUGAGCUCAUGUCGGAUGCGAUUGACAAAUUCUCCAUAGUGACCCCUUCUGUGGUGGCGUUGGACAUGAAGGACCAACUCAUCCCCAAAUCGACACAGUAUAGACUAAGCAAAGAAAUUGCAACUCGAGAGAUUCAGAACCCGUUCCACAAGUCUCAAGUGAAAUUGUCGAUAGCGUUUCCGGACAAGACCCUAUUGCAGUACGAUUGUGGGAAAUUGCAAAAAUUGGCUACUCUUUUGCGAGACUUGACCGCCGAGGGACACCGGGCUUUGAUUUUCACGCAAAUGACCAAGGUGUUGGAUAUUUUGGAGCAGUUUUUGAACAUCCAUGGCUACCGGUACAUGAGGCUUGAUGGAUCGACAAAGAUUGAAGAUCGACAACUCCUCACUGAGAAAUUCAACCGUGAUGCCAAGAUUCCCGUGUUCAUUUUGUCCACUAGGUCCGGUGGUCUCGGCAUCAACUUGACCGGUGCAGACACAGUCAUCUUUUACGAUUCAGAUUGGAACCCAGCAAUGGACAAGCAGUGUCAGGACCGUUGUCACAGAAUCGGUCAGGUGCGCGAUGUCCACAUUUACCGAUUUGUUUCCGAGUACACCAUCGAGUCGAACAUUAUCAAAAAGGCCAAUCAAAAGCGCCAAUUGGAUAAUGUCGUUAUUCAAGAAGGUGAGUUCACCACUGACUAUUUCGGUAAAUUUUCCGUGCGCGAUUUGGUCAACGAUCCGCUCUCUGACGUCACUCGGGAUAUCACAAACAGAACCAUUGAUUUUUCGGGCGAUGCCAAGAUGGGUUCUGCGUUGGCCCAGGCGGAAGACGAGGAAGACCGAGCUGCCACUGGAGCGGCACUCAAGGAAGUUGCCGUUGACGACGAGGAUUUCACCGAAGACGGCAAGGCCAAGGGCAAUUUCGAAGCUGCUGCUGCUCUUGCAUCAACGGGAGAGGAGGACGAAGCUGCUGACUUGGACUACGAAGAAGGGAUUGGCCACAUUGAUGAGUACAUGUUGCGCUUCAUUGCCGACGGGUAUUAUUGA
This is a messenger RNA of Lodderomyces beijingensis, 5208 nucleotides long. The record is from the annotation of a GenBank genome assembly. NCBI's taxonomy places the organism in Eukaryota, Fungi, Ascomycota, Pichiomycetes, Serinales, Debaryomycetaceae.